AUGCAGGACCGCUGCGGAGAGAGUAGUAGCUCUUCCGGAAAACGACGAGGCCACCUACCGCCUUUGGCCCCUCGCGAUUCACGACCUACGACAACUGGGAGAGACUCAUCGAGGACCUCUGUUUCUUCUCCUUCUGCUACGAAAAGCAGGCCUCCCAGGCUGUCGCAUCGCUCCAGAGCAGGGUGUUGGACUUGUCGUGGACGCAAGGUCAAAUGUAUGCUACUCUCGAAACGUUGUGGUGAGAUAUGUCGUCUGACUUUGAUAUUUGCAGGCGACGAGACUCAUCCCCGAUGCGGUCCAUGCACGAGACUGAAUCGCGAAUGCGACUGGGAUCACCGAUGGAACUUCAACGAUGCGACGACUUCAACAAAGGGCAAAUACUCCAAUGUGAAUACUUCUGGGAAUGCGGUGUGGGAUCCGAAUGCUCGCGGAAGUCUCAGCCUGUCGAUCACGAACUGGACACAUGAUGACUUGCCGGACUUUGCUGCUCUGACUUCAGACGAGGAUCGAGAGCGGAAAGCUGGGACUCGGAGACCGGGCACAUUUGCUGUUGUUGUGACUCCAGAGAGCUUUCAUGACCUGCCGGAGUAUGUUGCUCAGCAGAGGCAGUGUGGGAACAGAAGGACAAGUGGAGGUAGUGCAUCCUCUGCGAGUCCUCGUCGAGGAGGACACCGCAGCUCCAUGAGGCCGCUGCUCACGCCCGCGAGGACGAACCCGGACCCGAACAUCGUUGUUUUGGAGAGGUUUGAAGAUGUAUCGCCAACGUCAGCAGGACCUUUCUCUGCUUGCCCAUUCUCGGCGACGUCCUCUGAUCUUCACAGCCGAAGGGAAAGUCUUCCGGAGACCUUGAGAAAGCUAUCGAUUACCCCACCGCCAUACCAGUCGAGCGUUGGCACGGCUCCUCACACACCUGUCUUCCACCAGCAACAACGAAACGAGGACCACCUCGUCAAACACUUCCGUCAAUACAUCAUCCCACGUCUGGUACAGCCACAACAGGAUUCCCUUCCUGGCGUAAUCUCGCAAGGCUCAAUGAGAGGCGUUCUCGAAGUUGAAGCUACACGCUUCCCUCCGCUCCAUCACUCCAUUUGUGCUAUCAGUGCCUUGAACCUAGCAUACACUGGUCGUUCGUCUCUGGAAGAAGCUAUGCAACAUUACCACCAAGCCCUCGCCGCUUCAUCUACAGCUUCCACUCCGAGCGACCUUCUAUCUGACGGGGUAUUCUUCCGACACUUCCUGCUCUUUAUAUACGACAUCUGCAUUCCCAUGCAUUCUGACUCCGAUGACGGAACGGACAUGUGGGCAGAGCAUCUCAAUCAUCUCAGACGAAUUGCGAUGCAACGACACACCUCUGGUGCUCGCAUACCGUACGCUUUUCCCAUCUGGUCGAUCUGCGAGCUAGACAUGUAUGCCUGUCUGAUGGGGAGUGGAAACUGCGAGUUCCUCCGGACGAUCCUAUCGAACAACAUGCUCCCGCCUCUGGAGCAUCAGAUACCGCCCCUUGCGAACUCGGCACCAGGAACCUUUCUACCAGAAGAAUCGCCCAUGAUGAUGUCCAUCCUCUACCUCAACCAGGGUAUCAUACUCCGAACGGCCAAACUGGCACAAACGGCGCAGACAUUUCGAACUCCCGGUCAAACAGCUUCUCCCGGCGCGAGAGCACGCUGGCAAGCCACAGCGACCCAACUCCAAACCGACCUCAACACCUUCUGGUCCCAGAACUGCCCCGAAUUCCUCCUCAACCAUCCAGCAACCACCUCCCCCCUCCUCCCAGAACGCAUCCGCUACAUCUUCAUCUCCGCCACCCUCCUCUUCCACGCCAGCAUGCUCUACGCACGAACGUCCCUCUUCCCCUCGCAGUCCCUGAUCCCCUCCUAUCACGCAGCACAAGACACGCCCUCCCGCAUCGCUUCCAUCCUAUCCCUCACAUCUCCUCCCGUCAACAACAACAACACGACGACGACGCUCCCCCGCAACACUUCCACCUUCGCCCUCUUCAUCGCGGGCAUCGCGGCUCCCGACGCCGCGACGAAGAGGCUCUGUAUCGACGGCAUCACGGCUUUCGAGGGCAGAGGCAUCGGGCAGAAUACGUAUCGCACACGCCGAUUGCUGAGCGCCGUCGUCGAGGAGAGGCGAGAGGGCGAAUGGGUUGGCUUUUCCCGCGAGAGGGGCUUGGGCGUUCUGAGUUGUGGGUUGUGA
Messenger RNA from Lecanosticta acicola, 2199 nucleotides. Lineage: Eukaryota; Fungi; Ascomycota; Dothideomycetes; Mycosphaerellales; Mycosphaerellaceae. The record is from the annotation of a GenBank genome assembly.